GCCGCGCGGCCGCGCGCCCGCGGGCGGCGCGCGACGAGGGCCCGAGCGGGCCCGAGCACGGAGCAGGGAAAGCGGACAGCAACCCGAAGCGGGCCCUGUGGGCUGGUGCGCUGGCCGCCCUGGCCUCGGCCACGAGGGCGGCAUACACCCUGCCGCGGCCCCGGAGGGCCCUGGCCGGGCGCAGCGGGGGCGCACGGGGAGCCGCCGGCGCACGCCGGGGCCGCGGGCGAGGCAGCUGGGCCGCCCUGGCCCGCAGCCGCCUCGGCUCGCGAGCGGGGCGCACGCCGCAGUCGGGCUCUCCUCGCCAUGGCCGCGCGCGCCCGCGGCCGCGCGGCCGCGCGGCCGUGGCUGCUGGCGUGCCGACCGCGGGCGCUGCUCGCCGCCGCCGGCUGGCGGUGUGCUGCGGGCGGCUCCGCCGCGGCUGCGCGCUGGCCGGCGCCGGCGCGCCCCGGGCGUCGUCCGCUGCCGGGGCCGUGCGCGGCGCCAGGCCGCACGCGGGCGCGGGGCCUCGCGGCGUUGCGGCCGCGGCGGGGCUGGCGGCGGCGAGAGAGCCGUCGCAGCAGUGGGGGGGGCUCACGCCGCAGGGCCCGUAUUUCCGCGGGGGGAGGAGGAAGACGAUCCUGCGCGAUCUGGUUCCGGGCCAGGUGUGGAGCCUGGAGCAGGUGCAGGGGGUGAUCUACGUGCACGUCCCAGUGCGGAUGGCGCUCGUGAGGACGUCGGUGGGGCUGGUGGGCUACUCGGCCGUGGCACCCACCGAGGAGAUGCUCCAGCUGCUGUCGCGCAUCGAGGAGGCUGCUGGCGAGCGGCUGGCCCACCUCAUACUCCCGACCACGGCGGCCGAGCACAAGCUCUUCGCAGUGGCGCUAGCGCAGGCGAGGUCCGACCUCGAGUUCUGGAUCGUGCCCGGCCAGUUCGCCUUCCCUCUGAACCUGCCGAACGAGCUGCUCGGUUUCCCCAUCGGGCGCACGCGGCCGCUGCCCGCGCAAUGCUCGGACACCGUCGCCCCGUGGGCCGCCGAGCUGCCCUACAGGGUGCUUGGGCCCUUCCCUUCGAAGGACGGCGUCUCCACGUUCGAAGAACUGUGUGCUUUCCACCCUGCCAGCAAAACGCUGCUGUGCGUCGACUUGGUUGUGAGCGUCCCGAGCGACCCGCCGAGUAUCUGGUCCACCUUCGGCGUCUGCCUGCCAUCGCGGUUCGACUUGCCAGACUUCGUGCUUACACAUUCGCGGACUGUCGCGCGGUUCCAGAGAUUCGAGGCCGUGCCGGCGGCACGGCGCCGGAUCCUGCUGGCCAACGACCCCCGCGCGCUCUGGUGGCACGCGCGCACGGUCGGCACGGACGGCACGGCCAACGCGCAGUCCGACGCGGCGUACCGGGAGGAGAGGGAGCGGGAGGGCUGGCAGAAGAUCGCGCUCUUCGCCCUCUAUUUCCAGAGUGGCGCGCUCGACGUAGCCAACGAGCCAGACGGCUCGCUGGCAGGGGCGUCAGCGUUCUUCUCGACCGCGUUUCCGUCUGGCGUGAGCGACGCCACGAAGGAGCUCGGGUGGGGGUCGUUCUAUCCCUUCACCUGGAAGCCCAGCUGGCGCGCGAGCUUCGACGCCCUCCGCUGCGACGGCGCCCUGCUGGUGCCCCCCAUCCUCGCCGUGCUGAUCCUGAACCGGCGCACGCGGGACGUUCUCGACUUCGUCGACGAUGUGUGCGAGAGUUUUCCGUUUGAGCGCGUCGUGCCCUGCCAUCUUGUUGCGCUGCCGCGCACGUCCGCCACCGCGCCUGUGGGAUGGGAGCAGCCGCCCGCCGACCUGGCGUUCCUGCGCGGCUUCGAGCGGCAGCUGGUGGACCUGGGCAGCAUCUUCCCUGCUGCGCCGAAGCAGCCGUGGCCGCUGCGGCUCCAGCCGCCGCCGGCGGCGGCCCCCGGGCGCGGCCUCCCGGCCGCGCCCCGCCUCCGCGCCGAGUGGCCGCGGGCGGCGCGGCAGGGCCGGGGCGCGCCCGCCGCGCCGGCGGAGUGGCCGCAAGCGGCGGGCCGGCAGAAUACCCAGCACCCGAUCCUGGACCUGGUCAGGGACCCCAAGAUCUCCGAGGAGGAUCUCGACGGUUACGUGUCGUUCCUGGACGCUGGAGGCCACCUGCAGGAGAGCGACGAUUUCCAGAGAAUCAUCAGGCAGUACGUGUCGAAGCAGAGGUGGUCCGAUGCGAUCUACUGGCUGUCCGAGAUGCUCAGGCUCGCGCUGCAGCCGAAGGCGAAUCUCCUCAGCUCUUGCGUGCGCUCCUGUGACGCGGCAGGGCAGUGGGAGCACGCCCUGGCGAUGGAGGACGAGAUGACAAGGACCGGCGUGGGGCUGGAGGACACGUACGUGCCCACGACCUGCUGGCAUGCGCCCCCGCAGGACCCCAGCGCCGACAUGGAGGCCUGGAAGAGUGCCGGCGAUUGGCCCGCGGUGCUGGCGCUGCUGGAGGGGCUGCGGCGGAGAGGUGACGUCGUCCUCGGCACGCGCGAGUGCGGCGCCGCCGCGUGGGCCUGCAAGAACGGAGACAGGUGGGACAUCGCCUUGUCUCUGCUCAGGGCCCAGGAGCGGCAGGGGGUCCAGACGAGCGGCGCCCUCCUUGACGCGGCCCUCGGCGCCUGCGUGAAGACCAGGCAGUGGGAGGCCGCGGUGGGGGCGCUCCUCUCGGCCCCGGGCCUCGCGCGGCUCGCCAGCCCCGGCAGCAGGCAGCCCAGGCUGUCCCACGCCCAGCCUGGCGCGGCCCGGCUCCUUGGCCUGCGGUGGCAGGACGCCGGCGGCCUGCUCGAGGCCCUGCGAGCCCGCGGGGUGCAGCCGGACGCGGGCCUGCACUCGGCGGCCCUGCGGGGCUCCUGCAGCGGGUGGCCGCGGCUCGCCAGCGCGGAGGAGCUCCUCGCGGCGGGGUGCUGGGUCCGCCCCUUGCACGAGGGCCCCAGCGACUGGACCGAGAGCGACCCCGAGGAAUGUUCGGAGCAGGCGAGCGCGAGGUUCAGGUGGGACCACGCGCUGGGCACGCUGCGCCACAUGCGGCAGAGGCGGCUCGAGCCGGACGCGAUCGCCUACGCAUCGUCCGCCCUCGUCUGCCAGGGGUGCGCGCAGUGGGAGCACGCGCUUAUCCUGGUGGAGACCGCCAGGGCGCGCGGGCUCGCCCCGCGGCCAGCGGGGGCGGCGGCGCUGCUGGGGGCCUUCCUGGGUCGGUGGCGCACCGGCGGCGCUGACGGGCCAGCCUUGGAGGUGUGCGGGGAGGCCGCCAGCGGUUGGCUGGCGGUACGGGCCCUGCCGGGCGGAGCGGACGCGGGGCAAAUCAGCGCCAGCGGCGGCGGUGUGCGGCUGCUGCUUGCCCUGGAGGGCCCUCCGCGCUCCUGGAGGCUCCUGCCGGGGAGCCGGCCUGGCGAGCGCGUGCUGUGGGGCCUGCAGGAGGGCCCCGGCGGUGGCGCCUGCGUGCAGACGUGGCUGCCAUUUCAUGACGAGUCGCCGCAGGAGGGCGAGAAGCCCGACGCCGGGGCGGCGCCCCCGUGCCGCGCGGCCGCGCUGCUGCAGGGCCAGUGGGCGAGCCAGGCGAACCCCGCGGAGAUCUACGAGGUGGACGGCAUGAGCGUGGUCCGGAGCUUCUCGAAGCGAGGAAGCGGCAAGAGAGAUAGGCCGUUCUCCUCCAACUUCUCGUUGAGGUGGAACGCGGCCCAGGGACGGCUCGAGUGGGGCACCGCCGGGAAGUUCUUCCUGCGGGAGCCGCCAGCAACGACGGCGAGUAUGGACGUGGCCGAGUGGGCCCCGAGCGGCGGGGCGGGCCAAGGGUUUGUCUGGCGCCGGCUGCCCGCGGAAAGUGGCGGGUCCGCCCCGUCCCUUCUGCGCCCUCCGCCCUCCUGUUUUCAAAAUAGUUGUUUGGUCAGAGCGCUUUUUCUGAUUGGUUAG
Molecule: messenger RNA, 3911 nt
Organism: Prorocentrum cordatum
Lineage: Eukaryota; Dinophyceae; Prorocentrales; Prorocentraceae
Source: the annotation of a GenBank genome assembly